Messenger RNA from Rangifer tarandus platyrhynchus (Svalbard reindeer), 4032 nucleotides. Lineage: Eukaryota; Metazoa; Chordata; Mammalia; Artiodactyla; Cervidae. The record is from the annotation of a GenBank genome assembly.
AUGGUGCCAAAGUCUGCUAACUGUGCCACUGCAGGCCCCAGACGGUGCCCAGCUGGCCACAGCGCACAUCCUCUGCCUCCGGGGCCCCUCCUGGGGGCGCAGGUCCCUCCAGACAUGAUGGGGUGGCCGUGGCUGUCCUGCCUCUUGCUUCCUGCCCUUGGGGUGUCUGUGGCAGCCAAUACGGCCCCAAUAUUUGUGUCCAACAUGUCAGCAGUGAGCCUGCCCGAAGACCUGCCAGUGGGUGCUGAGGCCUUCUGGCUGGUAGCUCAGGACCAAGAAAAUGAUGAGCUGAAAUACGGGAUUAGUGGUUCCUAUGCCUACUUCUUCAGUGUCACCUCAAAUACUGGGGAAGUGAAGCUGGCCAGCCUUCUGGACUAUGAGACACUCGACUGGUUCACCAUCAACAUCUUUGUGAGCGACAGUCACGACAACCGAGUACAGAAAGAAAUGCAGGUGAUCGUAGAGGACAGAAAUGACAAUGCGCCCGUUUUCCAGAGCAUAAGCUUCUCCACCAACGUCAGUGAGACUCUGCCGGUGGGCUCCGUGGUCUUAUCUGUGCUGGCCACGGACAAAGACACAGGCUCGGCGGGCACCGUGGUAUACUCCAUAGAAAAAGUCGUUCCUACCACGGAGGGCAGUGAGUACCUCUUCAGGAUCCUACCCAAUGGUUCCAUCAUCCUCAAUGGCAGCCUCAACUACAACAGCAAGAGUUCCUUCUAUCAGCUGGAGCUGAAGGCCUGUGACUCGGGCGGCCUGUACAACAAUCACAAGGUCGUCCAGUGCUCCUCAUCUGUCUUCGUGUCCAUCUCUGUAAUCGACAAGCCAGACCUGGACCCCCAGUUUGUUAGGGAGUUUUACUCAGCCUCUGUGGCUGAGGAUACACCCCAGGGAACCUCAGUGCUGAAGGUGGAGGCCAUGGAUGGCGACAGAGGCAUCAAUGACCCUGUGAUCUACAGCAUCUCCAAUUCCACAAGGCCUGGCUGGUUUGACAUUGGCAAGCAAGAUGGGGUGAUCACGGUCAACAGUCCCCUGGACAGAGAGCAGCUCCUGGAGGAGGAUGAGGAAGUGCAAGUGCAGGUGACGGCCACCGAGACGCACCCCAACAUCCACGGGCAGGAGGCCAAGGCAAGCAUAUGGGUCACAUUGAGAGUGACAGACGUCAAUGACCACGUCCCUGAGUUUUACAACUGCAGCCUCCAAGCCUGCUCCUUCACUCCCAAAGAGACUCAAGUCAACUUCACUGGCUACGUGGAUGAGCACGCCUCCACGCGCAUCCCCAUUGAGGACCUCACCAUGGUGGUCUACGACCCAGACAAGGGCAACAACGGCACCUUCCUGCUGACCCUGGGGGGCCCGGAUGUCGAUGCCUUCAGCGUCUCCCCGCAGCGGGCAGCGGGCUCAGUGGAUGUGCAGGUGCUGGUGAGGGACUCAUCGCUGGUGGACUACGAGAGGCAGUCAGUGAUGCUGGUGCAGGUCACGGCCACUGACUCUGUCAGCGGGAACACCUCUGUCGCCUCGGUGACCAUCCACCUUCGAGACACCAAUGACCACAGGCCCACAUUCCCCCACAGCAUGUACAACCUCAGCGUCUUUGAGCACAGUGCUGUCGGCUCUGUGGUCACCGACAGCAUCCAGGCCUCCGAUCCCGACACAGGCGAGGGGGGCCACAUCACCUACAGCCUGCUUCCAGGGAAUGGGGCGGACAUCUUUGCCGUGGAUCCAAACUCGGGGCAGGUGACGGUGAGAAACAGCGAGCUGCUGGACCGGGAGAAGCAGGCCGUGUACUACCUCACGCUGCAGGCCACGGAUGGUGGGGACCUGUCAUCCUCGACCAUGCUACAGAUCCACGUGCUAGACAUCAAUGAUAACAGCCCUGUGGGCAGCGGCUCCUACAACAUCUUUGCCCAGGAGGAGGAGGGAAGUGUCUCUGUGACCAUCCAGGCUCACGACGAUGACCAGCCAGACACCAACAACAGCCUGCUGCACUUCAGCCUCCUGCCCAGCCCCUACAGCCACAACUUCUCAGUGGACCCCGACAAAGGCAUCCUCAGAAACCUGGGGCCCUUGGACCGAGAGGCCAUCGACCCUGCUCUGGGGGGCCGCGUCGUGCUGACCGUGAACGUGUCUGACUCUGGCGAACCUGCGCUCUGGACCACUGUCAGUGUCACCAUCACCGUGGAGGACAUCAAUGAUAAUCUGCCCAUCUUCAACCAGUCCAGAUAUUCCUUCUCGGUGAGGGAGAGAGACCCAGGAGUGCAGGUGGGCGUGGUGGAGGCCUGGGAUGCAGACCAGACAGAAGCCAACAACCGCAUCAGCUUCAGCCUGUCAGGGAGCGGCGCCAACAAUUUCAUGGUGCGAGGCUCGGUGCUGGGGUCUGGGCAGGCAGUGGGCCGCCUCUCAUUGCCCUCGGAUGUGAGCCUGGACUAUGAGACACAGGCCUCCUUCAGUCUGAUCGUGAGCGCCGAGAACACGGAUGCGCAGGGGCGUGAGGCUACAGCAGAAGUCCUUGUGACUGUGGAGGAUGUGAAUGAUGUGCCACCCACCCUGGACUCAGCCUCGCUCCAGGGUGUCCGGGUGGCUGAGAAUGGCUCACAGCACGGCAUAUUGGUCAAUGUGGUGGCCCAGGACAGGGACACCAUGUCCCAGGUGGAGGUACAGCUUGUGAAUGUCAUCUGCACCAAGGCUGGAGUUGACGUGGGCAGCCUGUGCCGCGGCUGGUUCUCUGUGCUGGCCAAUGGCUCGGUGUUCAUCAACCAGAGUGAGGCCAUCGACUAUGAGACCUGUGACUUGGUCACGCUGGUCGUGCGAGCCUAUGACGUCACAACAGACCCCCGCUUCCAGGCCUACAGUGACAAUGGAAGCCUCCCCAUCACCAUCGAGGAUGUGAAUGACAAUGCCCCUUACUUUCUGCCUGAGGAUAAGACUUUCGUGAUUAUCCCAGAACUCGUAAUGCCCAACCAGCAGGUGGCGUCUGUCCAGGCCAGAGAUGACGACUCAGGAAACAAUGGGGCCAUUCUGUUCUCCAUCCUCCAAGUGGAUUUCAUCUCUAAAGACGGGGCCGUGAUCCCUUUCCAGGGCUUCUUCCGGAUCUCCACUUCCUCGGAGGCUAGCGUGUUCACUGGCAACAUUGACCUGGUGACCAGCCUUGAUUCCACUCUCCAAGGCACCUACCAAGUGACGGUCAAGGCCCAAGACAAGCCUUCUGAGGGUCUUGCCCAGGAAGCCAGAAUCACCCUAAACCUCUUCACCGUGGACCAGAGUUACCGUGUGAGGCUGCAGUUCUCACUGAGCAAGGAGGAGGUGGGCGCCAAAACGGAUGAGAUUAAGGCGGCUCUUGCUCAGGCAACCAGGACCACUGUCUACAUUGUGAACAUUCAGGACAUAGACUCCCAGGUUCGGGCCCGAGGACGUUCCUACCUCGAUGCCUAUUUUGUCUUCUCAAAUGGGUCGGCCUUGACCCUUGACCAGCUGAGUGUGAUGAUCCGGAAUGACCAGGACUCCCUGACGCAGCUGCUGCAGCUGGGGCUGGUGGUACUGGGCUCCCAGGAGAGCCUAGAGUCGGAGUCACCGGACACGCUCCGCAACGUCACCAUAGGACUGGGAGUGGCUUUGCUGCUGGUCAUCGUGAUCUUUAGCACGAUCGUCAUGUGUACCCAGAAGAGCUACCAGCGGAAGCUUCGGGCUAUGAAAGCUGCCAAGGAGGCCCGGAAGACAGCGGUGGGGGUGAUGCCCCCAGGCUCUGCCAUCCCUGGGACGAACGUGUACAACACUGAGAGGGCUAAUCCCAUGCUGAACCUCCCCGCCAAGGACCUGGGCUUUGAAUCCCAAUCUUCCUCCAGCGACUUGGACCACAUCAGCGUCAACUCCCUGGAUGACAAUUCUGUGGAUCUGGAAAACAGCAGGCAGGAAAUCAAGAAGGAGCCCCUGCAUGCUCCCAUGGGGCCAGAUCCAGAGCCCUGGGACAGUGAGCUCUUCGGGAGGAAGGAGGAGCUGGUCUUCACCAACCUUGGCCUGGACACCACAAACCUGUGA